This is a messenger RNA of Gallus gallus (chicken), 4808 nucleotides long. RefSeq names its product retinoic acid receptor beta (gene RARB). Lineage: Eukaryota; Metazoa; Chordata; Aves; Galliformes; Phasianidae. Gene Ontology annotation, molecular function: nuclear glucocorticoid receptor binding; nuclear receptor activity; zinc ion binding. Gene Ontology annotation, cellular component: nucleus; transcription regulator complex. Gene Ontology annotation, biological process: regulation of transcription by RNA polymerase II; cellular response to corticotropin-releasing hormone stimulus; retinoic acid receptor signaling pathway. The transcript has 8 exons. Bases 2281 to 3579 code for a protein of 432 amino acids. The record is from RefSeq and is a predicted model, not a curated record.
GGGCUGGGUUGGCGGGGCCGGAGGGAGGCUGGCGGGCGGCCUGCCCCGCAGGAAGGCCGCGCGUUCCUGUCCUCUCGGUGAACCUGCCCGAGAGGAGCGCGGGAGUUAUUGGGUAAUCAGGGCUUGUCAGCACCUUGGUUAUGCAGCGCGGCGCGAUCCGAUAAUGUGAAUGGAACCUGUAAUAGCGCUGAUGAAAAGCACGCCGGUUUGAAAAGGGCCGUGAAUGAUUUUUUUGUUCAUUUUCUGUUUACAUGCGAUGCGUUAUUGAUGUCGCUACCUGCUGAUACGCUGGCUUGUUUCUUGGAAAAACUGGGGAUUAUUCAUUAUUUUAAAAAAGACGGGCAGAGAAAGGGAAGGAGGGAGGGAAGGAGUGAAAGAAAGAGCCCUGUUACGUGAAGAAAAUUGCAUUCGAAUGCUGCAACUGAAACAUAUUGAUUUUCUGGCACAGACUUUUUAGAUUAAAAAUGCCAAUACUAAAUCCUUUCAUGACCUAUAGUUCAUAUGAAGUUCACGUGUCAUUUACUAUUAUUCUGGAAAAAGCAGAAUCUUUAAUGAAAACACGAUUUGAAGGAAUGCUCUGCCAUCCCAUCAUUUGCAUGCGGUAGUAAUAAUACUUGAUUAAGGGCUAAAUAUGCUACCAGGGCGGAGGUUUACGUUUUUUUUCUUUUUGGUAAAUUGAAGUCCAUUUAUCUUUUUUAAUUGCUUGCUUGUGUUUACCCUCAUCUUAAGCUUUAUACUCCCUUUCUUUUUCUUUCUUUUUCUUCCUUUUAUUCACUCUUUGUGUGACGAUAGGCAAUCAAAGAAACUCAUUUUUCCCACCGCUAAGCAUAAGGAUCUCGCUUCAGAUUUUAUGGCAUUCAGGGGAUCAAUGAGUCAAAAUGCUAUUUUGAUCUGCAAUACUGCAAACAUUUCUAGUAUAAAUUCCCAGAGAUGACCCUGACUUCUCUGGCUGUUUUUACCCUUUCCUAAUAGAGACUUUAAAGGUACUGAUGUUGUGCUAACGUCAGGUUGGAAAAUUUAGGGCCGAAUUCCUGGCUCAGGUGAUUUCAAACCCUUGGCUAUUUCCUGCAUCUAACACGUCUGUAUUGCAUUUCAGUGUCUUUAAAAGAGGACCUUCCCCUCGGGAGGGAUGUUGGGAACAGGGAUGGGGCUGCUGUGGCCCUGCUGCCUCCAUCAGCGCUGAAGGACAUGUCCAUCUCUAGGCACUGCUCCCUCGCUUCAGUCUGUGCUGGGCUCAUGCACACUUCUGAGUGAGAGGUUCUUCACACAGGAGCUCUUUUGUAUUUCACCCCAAACUCCUAUAACUCCCUAUUGUGUGUGUCUGUAGUCACUCAAACAGGCCCAGGAUAGCGUAUUUAUCAUCAUUCAGUGCAGUAUGGAUCUUACUCAGGAAAGCUGUUGAGCACUUCCUUAUUUAAAGAGGGGCAGAGGAAAUCUGGGUGAUAAACGUAUUUACUUUUCCACAGGUUUGUUUGCCAGCCGGGCUCGCAGGAAGUUACUCUUUAAAUCUGAUCAAUAGACUGUUUCUCUGGGAAGGCAGAGGAGAGGGCCUGGGUGCGGUGAGCACUGGAGAGAGGCGCCGGGCACUGGGGCCUCUUUGCCUUUCCCACCAUUCUUCCAUAGCUUGCGCACUGAUUAAAGUCCCUGUGGAUACUUUGGGAGAGUAAAAGGCUCAUCUGAGGCACUGGAAGAGAGGAACAGAGUUGCUGGAGGACAUGUCUAUCUGUAAAAAGUCGGAACGUGUUUUUUUUCACUGCAUACUUUAUGGAAAAAUUCCCAGUGUUUGCUUUCUUUUGAGGAUCUUGAGAACGCUUAGGCUUUGGGCCUGAAGGUCCCUGUUCACUAUGAGGAAUGUUCAGUGCAGAAACCUUCUCCCAAUGUAAGGAACUGGGAGCAUUUCAGUCGUCUUGGCAGCUUUACCUGGUAGAUAAGGCUGCUCAAGCUUCUUGGCUUCCAGUCAUGACUUCUGGGAGAACUCCCAACCUGAAAAGCUUACAUCUCUGUUUUAAAACUGUGCUGGUUUAAACUGGGACAGAACUAAUUAAUUUUCUUCAUAGUGUCAGGUAUGAUGCUAUGUUUUGGCUGCAAGAGGAAAGCAACAUUGUUAACACACCAGUGUUUCAGCUGUUGCUGAGCAGACCCAACCCUAUUUCAGUUUCUCAGCUUCUCAUACUGUCCUACCAGUGAGGGGGACUGAGGGAGUUCGAGGAGCUGGGAGGAGACAGAAGCUGAACAGCUGACCUAAACUGGCCACCUGGAUAUUCCACAUCAUGUGACAUCAUGCAAAAACAAACAAACAAACAAACAAAGCCAAAACAGCUUGAAAGACUGUGGGGAGUUGGCCUGGGAAGCAGCCAUUGCUUGGAUACUGGAUGGGCAUCGUUAGGUGCAGUUGAAACUCAGAGCACCAGUUCUGAGGAACUUGUUCCAAGCCCUCCUUCACCACUUCCACCCCCGCGUGUUUACAAGCCCUGUUUUGUCUGUCAAGACAAAUCAUCUGGAUAUCACUAUGGUGUCAGUGCUUGUGAGGGAUGUAAGGGCUUUUUCCGCAGGAGUAUCCAGAAGAACAUGGUUUACACAUGUCAUAGAGAUAAGAACUGUGUUAUCAAUAAAGUUACCAGAAAUCGCUGCCAGUACUGCAGACUACAGAAGUGCUUUGAAGUGGGAAUGUCCAAAGAAUCUGUCAGAAAUGAUAGGAACAAAAAGAAGAAGGAACCUACAAAGCAGGAGUCCACAGAAAACUAUGAAAUGACAGCAGAGCUGGAUGAUCUCACUGAGAAGAUCCGAAAAGCUCACCAGGAAACCUUCCCCUCGCUCUGCCAGCUGGGAAAGUACACUACAAACUCGAGUGCAGACCAUCGGGUUCGACUGGACCUUGGGCUCUGGGACAAAUUCAGUGAACUUGCAACAAAGUGCAUUAUUAAAAUAGUGGAAUUUGCAAAACGAUUGCCAGGCUUUACAAGCUUGACCAUUGCAGACCAGAUAACUCUACUUAAAGCAGCCUGCCUGGACAUACUGAUCCUCAGAAUUUGCACAAGAUACACCCCAGAACAAGACACCAUGACAUUUUCAGAUGGCCUUACCCUGAACCGAACUCAGAUGCACAAUGCUGGAUUUGGCCCCCUGACCGACCUCGUGUUCACCUUUGCCAACCAGCUCCUGCCUUUGGAAAUGGAUGACACAGAAACCGGUCUCCUUAGUGCCAUCUGCUUGAUCUGUGGAGAUCGUCAGGACCUUGAAGAACCAAUGAAAGUGGAUAAGCUUCAGGAACCGUUGCUUGAAGCGCUGAAAAUCUAUAUCCGAAAGAGACGACCCAACAAGCCUCACAUGUUUCCAAAGAUCUUAAUGAAAAUCACAGAUCUUCGUAGCAUCAGUGCAAAAGGUGCAGAACGUGUCAUUACGUUGAAAAUGGAAAUUCCUGGAUCCAUGCCACCUCUUAUUCAAGAAAUGUUGGAGAACUCUGAAGGACACGAACCACUGACACCAACCUCAAAUGGAAAUACUGCAGAACACAGUCCGAGUAUCUCACCAAGCUCAGUGGAUAACAGCAGUGUCAGUCAAUCCCCUAUGGUGCAAUAAGACAUUUUCCAGCUACUUCAGACAUUCCUAACACCUUAUGUACAGGGAUGAAAAGCAAGAAAAACAUUUUUACUGCUGCUUACUUUCUGGACUUAAUAUAUAUCUAUAUAUGUAUAUAUAUAUAUAGAUAAAAACUCAACAAGGACCAAGAAAUUUUCGUAUGUAUCAAUAUAUACUCCUUGCUGUUUAAACUCUUAAAAUAGAAAAUGCAAACUUUUGAAACUCUAAAUCAGCCAUUUCAUGCAAAAAAAAAAAAAAUAGUUAAGCUUCUGUUUUCUCUUCUGAACGUUCAAGACUGCAUGGUGACAAAGACAGAUCUCAAACUUUAAAUUCUGGUUGCAUUUCUGAUGACUUUGUACAUACAGAUGUAUGGCUGUACUUUCUGUACUGGAUGUUUGGUGCUUUCCUUCUGUCUCUCAUACCUAAAACGAUCAAGACACCAACCAGCUGAAAUGGACUACUGUACACAUCCAGAAAAGGAAAUUUCAAGGACCGUCUGAUCAGUUAAUAUGAAAACUACUCUUUGAUGCCUUCAGUUUGCAUCUCCUUCCUUGUAAAAAGUAUACAAAAAUCCCUGCACUUGCAGAAAAGACAUCGGUGUUGGCAUUAACUGCCAGAUCAGUUAUUCAGAUGUCAUUUGUUCCACUGUUAAUGUCACUUUAAAAUUUAAAAAGUGGUUUAUUACCUGGCUGGUGACCUAGCUACACCGUUACCUACUACAUUUCUACAGUAAUGAUAGCCUCCAAGGCAGAAACACUUCUCAGUGUUACCUUGUUUUUGUUUACUUAUUCACAAGCCAUUAGGGAAACUUCAUGGGAUGAUAACCAGCAGACUCAUUUACAGCUUUCGAAGGGGUGAGUCCAGGGUAUUUCCUUAAGAGUCGACCGCCAGGAACGAGCUGGGCUAUGCGGCCUUCCAGGUGCUAGGGAAGUACAGACAGGACUUCCAGAAACACAAGGAGAGAAUCUGCCUUCUUGGCCUUGUUAAAUCACCAUGAAGCAGAGUGAAAACUGUGGUAGAAUGGUUAACAGAUUUAAAGUGUCAGUUUCUUAGGUUUCAUUUAAAGCACUAGUGGAUUUUUUUUAUAUAUUCUAGCAAGUCUGUGAUGUACUUUCACUGGCUCUGUUUGUACAUUGAGAUUGUUUAACAAUGCUUUCUAUGUUCAUAUACUGUUUACCUUUUUCCAUGGAGUCUCCUGGCAAAGAAUAAAAUAUAUUUAUUUUAAAAAA